CUGAUCUACAAGAGGAACAGAGCGCACAAGGGAUGCUGCACAGCAGGAAAAAAUCCCAUUGAUUUUGGGAAGACCAGUGUGGAUGGAAAGGGAAGGAGAGUCCUGAAGCCAGCCAAGACCGUUGGGGCUUUGUGUGUGAGCUUGCCAUGGUUGCUUGGCAGAAGGAUGAUGGGGCAAAGCUGCUGCUGCAGCUGAUUCUCUUCCACACAGCUUGGGAGGUGGGGAGCGGCCAGCUCCAUUAUUCCGUGCUGGAGGAAUCCCAGCACGGCACCUUUGUGGGCCGCAUCGCUCAAGACCUGGGGCUGGAGGUGAGUGAGCUGGUGCCUCGGAUGUUCCGGAUGGUUUCCAAGGGACAGGAAGAGCAUUUCCAGGUAAAUGUGCAGAAUGGGAUUUUGUUUGUUAAUUCCAGGAUAGACAGGGAGGAGCUGUGUGCUGAGAACACGGACUGUGCCAUUCACCUGGAGGUGAUUGUGGAUAAACCCCUGAGAGUCUUCCAUGUGGAGGUGGAGAUCAAGGACAUAAAUGACAAUCCUCCUGUGUUUUCAGUGCAUGAACAGAUUCUGGCCAUUGCAGAAUCGAGGGUGGCAGGUUCUCAUUUCUUACUAGCAGGUGCCUCUGAUGCAGAUACAGAUGCCAAUGCCCUGAUAACCUACAAACUCAGCAUGAAUGAUUAUUUUGUUCUUGAUUCAGGCAGUGAAGAGGACCAGAGUAGAUCUCCAGUACUUGUAUUAAAAGCUCCACUAGACAGGGAAAAAGCCCCUCUGCAUCACUUAUUGCUCACGGCCUCUGAUGGGGGCAAGCCACAGCUCUCGGGCACAGUCCAGCUGGUGAUCAAUGUGCUGGAUGCAAAUGACAACCCCCCUGUCUUUAACCAGUCAGUUUACAGGGUAAAACUGCUGGAAAAUGCUGCUAAUGGGACACUGGUUAUUAAACUGAAUGCUACAGAUUUAGAUGAAGGAAUUAAUAAGGAAAUCUCCUAUUUUUUUAGUAACAAUGUACCAUCAAGUUUCACUAAGGUGUUUAGCAUCAGUUCCAACACUGGGGAACUUAGAGUGUUUGGCAAAGUGGAUUUUGAGGAUGUUAAUUUGUAUAAUCUUCAAGUUGUGGCAGAAGACAAAGGAAACUUUCCUUUGUCUGGACACUGCAAAGUUCACAUUGAAGUACUGGACGUGAAUGACAAUGCCCCAGAAGUGACCGUGUCCUCCUUGUCAGUGCCAGUGCCUGAGAAUUCUCCACCAGGGACAGUGGUGGCCCUCAUCAGUAUCUCAGACAGGGACUCUGGGGCCAAUGGGCAGGUGACUUGCUCAAUGCAGCCCUCUGGGCUUCCUUUCAAACUGACAUCCACCUUCAAGAAUUACUACUCACUUGUACUGGCUGAGCCACUGGACCGGGAGCGAGUGGCUGAGUACAGUUUGGUGGUGUUAGCCCAAGAUCAAGGGGACCCCCCACUGUCAGCCAGCAGCAGCCUAAUAGUGCCAAUCAGUGAUGUGAACGACAAUGCUCCCAGUUAUGCACAGCCUUCAUACACAGUGUUUGUGAAAGAGAACAACCUUCCUGGUGCUCACAUCUUCACAGUGUCUGCCUCGGACCCAGAUGUGGCGGAGAACGCCUUGGUCAGCUACUGGCUGGAUGAGAAGCUCUGGCCUCUGUCAAGCUACAUCUCAGUGCAUUCAGAGAGUGGGAAGCUGUAUGCCCUGCAGCCCUUGGACUAUGAGGAGGUGAAGCUGCUGGAGUUCCAGGUGAGGGCCAAGGAUGCUGGGCUGCCCUCCUUGUGUGGCAACGUGACUGUGCAGGUCUUUGUGUUGGAUGAGAAUGACAAUGCACCUUCAGUGUCUGCUCCAACUGAGGAUAACCCUACUCUGGUGAAGGUUCCAGUGUCAGCUGGGCAUGUGGUGGGCAAGAUUCAGGCCAUGGACGCUGAUUCGGGUUACAAUGCCUGGCUUCGCUAUGAACUGUAUGAUGCAGCCAGUGGCUUGUGGCGGGUGGGUCUUUACAGUGGUGAGAUCAGCACCACACGUGCUCUGGAGGAGGUAGAGGGCAGCAACAUCCACAGUCUGCUUGUUCUGAUUAAGGAUCAUGGCAAGCCGGUUCUGUCAACCACAGCCACCUUCAGUGUGUCACUGGUGGCCAGUGCUCUGGCUGCCCAGAGUGAUGCCCACCUAUUUAGGACAGGAAGGAGUGCAAAACCCUUGUCAGACACCACCAAUCUCUACUUGAUCAUCGCCAUCUGCUCUGUGUCCAGCUUGUUCCUGCUGGUGAUCCUUGUGUACGUGGCACUGCGAUGCCAGAACCAAGCUAAGGAUGGAAUUGUGUAUGGUCCUGGCACAGCCACACUGGUGUGUGCCAGUGAAGUGGGCAGCUGGUCGUAUUCCAAUCGCCACAGCCACAUCCUGGCGGGGGUGAGUGGGGAUGCUGGUGCCAAAAGUGACCUCAUGGUUUUCAGCCCCAACAUUCCUGUCUUGGCCGAGAGUGGGAAGGAGCUGGUCCCGAACGCUGCUGGGCCGCCAAAACCACCCAAUCCUGAUUGGCGUUAUUCUGCGUCCUUAAGAGCUGGAAUGCAAGGCGCUGGGCACAUGGAGGAGGCAGGAGGCUUACGAGCAGGACCAGGAGGACCGGAACAGCAGUGGCCAACAGUAUCCAGUGCAACAACAGAACCUGAGGCCGGGGAGGUGUCCCCCCCAGUGGGAGCUGGCGUGAACAGCAACAGCUGGACCUUUAAAUAUGGGCCUGGCAACCCCAAGCCGCCUGGUCCCGGUGAGUUGCCAGACAAAUUCAUUAUCCCAGGAUCUCCCGCCAUCAUCUCCAUCCGUCAGGAUCCACCCAACAGCCAAACUGACAAAAGUGACUUCAUAACCUUUGGCAAGAAGGAGGAGACCAAGAAAAAGAAGAAAAAGAAGAAGGGCAACAAGGCUCAGGAGAAAAAAGAAAAGGGCCACAGCACCACUGACAACAGUGACCAGUAGAGGGGUUUAUACGGAACAAUCUACUUAGCCAAUUUUUUUGUAAUCAUGAUGGAAGAUCUCUGUAGCAACUCCCAACUUCUUCCUACUGUUAACCAGUUUCCUGUAUGUGCAAGACUUCAAAACGAUCCGCAGGGAAUUCACAAUGUCUGUCUAGAUUGCUUAACAGGUUUUGUCUUGAAAGCUUUAUUAAGCCUGGUGUUAACACUUUUUCUCCACUCUGGCUUGUUUUCAGAAUCUAAAAAGCAGACACAAGUUUCUUUUCUCCUACGCCGAAAAGGAGACUCUUCACAAUACAGCCAGUGAGAGGUUGGACUCUUUGCAUUGUGGUUCCUGUGAUCCUGUCUUUGAUAACACUUAUGGGGUGGGGUGGGGGAGCUUAAACAUUUUUUGGUAUUGUGCACCCUGUAUCUGACCGGAAACAUUUGUGUGCUGAUUAUUGGCUAGGUGAUGCGAGAUCACAUUCAGAUGACACAAGAAGAGCAUGUAAAACAUGAUAUGCGGGCUGGGGAACCAACUUAAAGUUUGCAAUUAGACUUUUCAUAAUCCAUAAGACUUAGCGUGUAGAAUGCUGGAGCUUUUAUAUAUUUUAUAUACACACUCCAGUAAAAAAAAAAAAAAAGAAGAAGAAGAAGGCUCAGAUAACUCUUAACAGAUACCACGAAGUAUAUCUUCUUCCAAGCCAUUGGCCAUAUCGCCACAAUAAGGCCUUCGUUCUCCUAGCAAGGGUGUCCCUCAGGGAAUGUCUGCAUGGCAACCGCCCACGCUCUUGGCUCGGCGUUUUAAUGCUCAGGCAGAAAGUGGGGGCAAUUUCUCUCUCUCUCUCUCUCUCUCUCUCAAAAACAACCACCACCCCACCCCAACAAGAACUUUUGGAGGUGGGGUUUCCCUUGCUCACAUCUUGUAUUUAGCUGUGUAGACAGCGCUGGUCCCACGGACCCUGGCAUGCGUGUCCCAUAGGGAGUUGGAUGUCCAUCCAGGGAACGUCCGAUGCCUUUUGGAACCACUGUGUAGACAUGCCCUCAGAGUUGAACAAGGGAAAGAAGGGCUGACAUCUCAGGAAUGUAACUGACUGUGAUGUUUCCUUUAUGUCCUUGUUUCCACUCUAUUUAACCUUCUUUUGCACAUAAGGUCUCUGAAAAGGUCAGAGACCUUUUUCACAACACAUAUGCAAAAGGUGAGGAUGGAAAAAGAAAAAAAAAAACCAAAAAAAGAAAAAAGAAAAAAAUGAAAGAAACCUUAUCUAUGCUAUUUGUGAUUUGAUAUCUUUAUUUAUAAAGGGGAUAUAACUGUAAAUGAAGAAGAAAUAUGAUGUCCUUUAACCCAAACUGAAGUAAAUUUACAGCCAUUAGAAAAUACGAUUGCUGCUAAUGAAGUGCUUUAGAAAAAAAAAUUGCCUGAAACAUCUGUAUUAUAUCUGCCAAUCACAGCUUUAUUCUGUCAGAUCACUGGGUGGGGCUGCCUCUUGCAUGCAUUCAGAAAUACGAUGAUUUCUCUUUCUCUUUUUGCAUUCCUUACUCUGCACUUUGAGUACACAGCAUUUUGCAACUGAGUUUUCCCGAGCGGAAACUGAAGCUAACCUUUUUCUCACACAAGCGGAUCUGCUUACCUGUUAGCUCUGUGCGGUGUCUUGGCGUGACUCUCUCCCACAUGACCUCCUAGGCUUUUCAUUUUAUUUCUCUAUAAGUUAUGCAUUUCUAACCUUACAACUAACACUCAUUAUGUAAAAUUCAAGUACUGUAUGUAUGCUAUAUGCUCUUAUAAGAAUCCUGAAAUAUUUAUUCCGUGCUUGUGUAUGUGAAUGUCAAUGCAACUAUUACUUAGCGUGGUCAUUGAGCUUUCCUGUUGAAUGUAAACCCAUUAUUAUUAUUUUCUUUUUUGUAUGCUUGUGGAAAAGUGGAGUAGUGUCAAUAUUUUUAAGCCACUGUUAGUUACCAGUUUUUUGUGUAUGAAUUGAAACACAAGUAAAAUAUCUUUCUUAAAUCAA
Molecule: messenger RNA, 4947 nt
Organism: Heteronotia binoei (common prickly gecko)
Lineage: Eukaryota; Metazoa; Chordata; Lepidosauria; Squamata; Gekkonidae
Product: protocadherin alpha-C2-like
Exons: 4
Coding region: 147-2963 (938 amino acids)
Biological process (GO): homophilic cell-cell adhesion
Cellular component (GO): plasma membrane
Molecular function (GO): calcium ion binding
Source: RefSeq, a predicted model, not a curated record